CGCGCCUUUAAUGUUUUGCCAAACGUUUCGAAGGUUUUUUUUUUUGGGCCCGUGAACCACUUUCUAAAUUUUCAAAGUCCCCUGUGUGUAACUUAAAUAUUUAACAUGUCCAGCGAAGCGAGUCUGGCUUCCAAAUGGACGCGACCAGAUGAUUUUAUAAAGCUGCAGCGGCUCAAGCAAAAGAAGAACAAAUUGGCCGCACGUGUGAGCAACAAUAACAACAAGCGACCGGGACUCCAGGUGGAUGAGACUGAUAAAAGCAAACUGCUGGAGGCCAAGCUCGCCCAAAAGCGAAAGAAUCCGUUUGCCAAAUCCACAGACGAUGCGAAGAAGCUGCGAAUCGAUCCGGAGGUUCCGCAGCCGGAACCGGUGGUCACCGCCUCCUCCUGCUUUGUGCGGGAAACGCCCACUCGUCCGCCGCCCGCCAAGUUCGUCCUCCAGAAAUACGACCCUCAGGCCUUUGCCAAGCUCUUCCAGCAGCCGCAAACGAACGCCGAGGACGAGGACGACGCAGAGUUGGCCGCCCGACAGAAGCACACAGCCCAUCUGCCAGUGGACUGGUCCCUGAAGACGCGCGCCCGCUUCUUCUGUCCCUCGGAGCUGCCGGCCAUCCAGCUGAAGACCUCGCAGCUGGCCAGCGGCCUCACCAGCUUCGUGCGCUGCAUGGAUCCACAGCGGACGGAGAGCACGCUGGACAUCUCGGACGCCACGCGCUUCAACCAGUGCACCUACUACUGGCAGCAUCCCCACCUGCCCUGGCUGACCCUCUUCCCGCGCACGGCCAAGGAGAACGUGGGCAUCGUGGUGGGCGAUCGCGAGCGCAAGGCGCUGGCCGAGGAGUGGGACUACAGCUUCCGGGGAUUGUUCCAGCUGCUGCGCGCCCGCCAGUGCCCGUACUUCUACCUGUGUGCCAACACCUUUACAGUGCUCUUCCGGGCCGCCGGCGUGGGCGGUCGGGCGGAGAGCCACGCCCUGGUCACGCCGUCGACGCGGGGAAUGCGCCAGGCCCUCAGGCAGGAGGGGAUUGAGUUCAGCAUGCCGCUGAAGAGUGAGGCCAGCGGAAGUGCACACGACAACAGCUUCCCCGAGGAAAGCAUGGGUCCGGAAACAGGAGAACAGGAGGCGCCUCCAGCGGCUCAGGAAGACGAGGAUGACGACGAGGACUGGCUGGAGAGCUUGGGCGUGGAUGAGCGCGAGCUGCGACGCAUCCAAUCGUCGCAUGCCAGGAAACAGCAGGCUGCCGAGAUGCGGGAGGAUUUCAGCGAUAAUUCACUGCUCCUCAUCGAUGGCGUGGAGUGCCAGGGAUUCUUUAGUUAUCUCCUGAAUGCCAAGAGCGCCAUCAGCACAGUGGGCCGUCUAGCGGGAGUGCCACCUACUCUUCUGUCGCCGGUGGCCUUUCCCAAGGCCACCAUGCAGCACCUGGUUCCGCGGUCCAAGAAAGUGCGCCUGGACGGCGUCGACUACUUCAGCGUGGACAUAAAGGGCCUGAUCCUGCCCACAUUCCUGCCCAGCGUGGCCGAGCUGCUCUGCGAGACGCGCCAGAUGUUCAGCUCCACGCUGGCCAGCAGCAUAAACACGCUGGCCUUCAGCAAGGCCACCCAAAAGCUGCUCGAGAGUCCCGAAACGCCUCAGUCGGAUGUCGAAGGAGAAGAUGCCGCCGGGCAGGUCUUUGGCGAGCAGAAUCUUUCCGAGUGCGGCCUGCUGCCUGGAGUGGUGGGUUCCAUCUGCCGCACUGGCCAACAUGCAGUUGGCCUGCUGGAGCGCAUUUGCUAUCAAAGGGGCGAGGGAUAUGCCUGGAGUUAGGGAACGAUUCAAGUCA
Molecule: messenger RNA, 1819 nt
Organism: Drosophila takahashii
Lineage: Eukaryota; Metazoa; Arthropoda; Insecta; Diptera; Drosophilidae
Gene: hd
Product: humpty dumpty
Biological process (GO): nuclear DNA replication
Cellular component (GO): nucleus
Source: RefSeq, a predicted model, not a curated record